UCCACAGCAGUGAGACCACUCUCUCUCUCUCUCUACCUCUUUUGCCUUUACCUUUUCUUUUCCCUUGCACAGAGCUCCAUUGUGUUUACUACCAAACCUUCCAAAUUCCUUAUACCCUCUUUGUCUCUUUUACCUUCUCUCUCUGAAAAAGGUUUCAUACUGAUUAACACGUAGAAAAAGUGGCAGAACAUUGUCUGUGGGGUCUCCUACUUAAGUAGGUUUCCUACAAGUUCAGAGCUUCAAUCCUCAGGUGGGAGUAUUCUGUUCUUUGAUGUUCAACUCUGAUCAGCAACAACAAUGGCGAGGAACUGGGUUGCACUGGUUCUGAUUUGUGUGGUUCUCUCCGGGGACUUUUCAUCCGCAUCAGCCAGUCCUCCUGCAAAAAUUGUAACUGGGGUUGUCUCCAAUGUGGUCUCUGCUCUUGUCAAAUGGCUUUGGUCACUCAAAUCCACCACCAAAACCGGCACAGCUGUUUCUGGCCGUUCAAUGGUGAAAUUUGAGGGUGACUAUACGGUGGAUACGGUGUUUGAUGGAAGUAAGCUUGGAAUUGAACCACACACAGUUGAGGUAUCCCCAAGUGGAGACCUUCUGGUGUUGGAUUCUGAAAAUAGCAACAUCUACAAGAUCUCAACGCCAUUGUCUCGGUAUAGCCGACCCAAGCUGAUUGCUGGAUCACCUGAAGGGUACUCUGGGCAUGUGGAUGGGAGGCCAAGAGAAGCAAGAAUGAACCAUCCCAAAGGGCUGACUGUGGAUGACAGAGGAAAUAUUUAUGUUGCAGACACAAUGAAUAUGGUUAUCAGGAAGAUAAGUGAUGCCGGGGUCACGACAAUUGCUGGUGGAAAAUGGGGCAGAGGAGGUGGUCAUGUUGAUGGUCCAAGUGAAGAUGCAAAGUUUUCUAGUGAUUUUGACGUGGUAUACAUUGGCAGUAGCUGCUCUCUUUUGGUUAUAGACAGAGGAAACCAGGCAAUUCGAGAGAUCCAACUACACUAUGAUGACUGUACUGACCGCUAUGAUGGAAGUUUCCAUUUAGGAAUAGCAAUGCUGAUUGCAGCUGCCUUCUUUGGUUACAUGCUGGCAUUGCUGCAGCGUAGGGUGCAAGCAAUGUUUUCUUCAGAUGAGGAUCGAAGAACUCCUAUGAAGAGAGAUGCACCAAUGGCACCAUAUCAGAGGCCUCCUAAAUCUAUCAGGCCCCCUUUAAUUCCACCUGAAGAUGAACCAGAAAAACUAGAUGAUGGUUUCUUUGGUUCACUAGGGAAGUUUGCCGUUAACACUGGCUCAUCUGUGGCUGAAAUCUUGGGGGGGUUGUUUAUGGGAUUUAGAAGAAAGCCCAUGCAUUAUCAGAUUCAGCAGCAGUAUCAUCAAGCCAACAAACAUUCAAAUGCAUGGCCUAUGCAAGAGAGCUUUGUGAUUCCAGAUGAAGAUGAGCCGCCGUCAAUAGAAACCAGAAGCCCAACCCCAAAGAAAACCUACCCCUUCAUGACCAAAGACCUGGAGAAGUCCCACCAUUUGAAGCAAAGUCAAGCGUACUAUAAUUCAUGGGAUGGUGAAUAUCACCAACAGCAACAACAUCAGAUGCAGAUGCAGAUGCAGCAGCAGCAGCAGCAGCAACAACAUCAGAUGCAGAUGCAGCAACAGGAACAACAUCGGAUGCAGAUGCAGCAGCAGCAGCAGCAACACCGACAGCAGCAGCAUCACAGGCAAUACUCAUCAAGCCCGAAAACAUUCUACGAGAAGAGCAGCGAGACAAAUGAGAUUGUGUUUGGGGCAGUUCAAGAACAGGAUGGACGACGUGAAGCCGUGGUGAUAAAGGCUGUAGACUAUGGAGAUUCGAGAUACAAUCACCACAACAUUCGACCGCGCUUCAACUAUAUGGGUUAUAAUUCCUCUGGUUAUUGACUGUCCAUCAAGGAACACAAAAAUAUCCUUUAUGUUGUAUGGGAGGUGUGAGGAUGAGUUGUAGGGCUUUGCUGUUUCUUAUAGUUCCUUUCCUUAUUUUCUCAAGGAAAUGUUUAAGUUUUAUAUUGCCAAGCUAGCUAAGUUAGAUGUGUGUUUUCCUUUAUUUAGAAAUCCAAAGAAUCAAGCUAGUCCUGAUUUUAGAGCUCAUUGAAAUUAA
This is a messenger RNA of Prunus mume (Japanese apricot), 2113 nucleotides long. RefSeq lists its product as uncharacterized. Lineage: Eukaryota; Viridiplantae; Streptophyta; Magnoliopsida; Rosales; Rosaceae. The record is from RefSeq and is a predicted model, not a curated record.